CGAGUAUUUUUUUGUUCUUACUGCACACUGAGCCAAAAGUGAUUCACUGACGCCAUAAUGUUGUGUGUUGUCCGUAUUUAAAUCCGAAAUGGCGCCAACACUGGCCAAUCACCACAAGAGGGCAGUGUAUAACAGUGCAGAGCUUCCCUCUGCUCGGGUUCUUCCCCUCCCCUUCCUGCUCGACCGUCUGUUACAGGUGUUUGUUUGUUCCCCACCAUGGUUGUGUUAUUUCAACCUAAUAUGUCUGAUAAUAGACCUACAUCCAUGUUCCCCACAUCGAUGGUUCCACAGUUUACUUUUCUAAUGCUAUUAUUCCUCUGACUCGGCCGAGACUGCGAGUAGUUUUGCCGCGUUGUUGUCAUGGACACAGGAAAGGAAAGAGUGAAGCAGCAAACAUGGAGUCCAGCUGCAAGUGACACAAAAUCCAUAAAGGAUCGUUCAAACUUCACAAGCUGCAGCUGAAAGCCAUGAACUGCAGCGGGAAGUGAAGGUCAGGUCUUUGCGUUGGAGGUGAUUAAAUUGUGAUUAGCUGAGAUUUACUCAUCCCUGGAGCUAUAAAAGCCCCUGGCUCCCUGACAGAAGGCACCAUUAGGUCCAAGAACUCCAGGAGUUAAGGUUGGUCUCGCUCGUCUGCAGUCAUGAAAUUCUCCCUCGUUGCCGCUCUUGUUGUUGUGCUGGCUGUUGCCCACGGCUCCGAGGCCGUGUCACUGGUGAAGCGUGACAUCCAGUCUGAUGUGGACAGGAUCACCAAGCUCAUCAACGACAUGUCUGCCAGCAUCACCACCGCAACCCAGGACAUGGUGGAGAAGGUGAAGGCUCUCGAGGUGACCAACACUGCUCAGACUUACAUGGAGGACAGCAGGGCCAAGAUCCAGCCUCUGGUUGACAAGGUCCAGGCCGAGGCCGCCAAGCUGCAGGAGCAGGUCAAGCCCUUCAUUGCCAACAUCGAGGAUCAGAUCAAGCCCCUGACUGAGAACCUCAACGCCCAGGUCAAGCCUCUGACCGACAACUUCCACACCCAGGUCAAGCCUCUGACUGACAUGAUGGAGAAGUUCUUCCAGCAGGUGAUGGACCAGACCAAGGCCCUGCUCCCCCCUCAGUAAAGCUGCUGGUUCGUUCCAGCUACAAUAACACCCAAGGGCUAGGACUCACGUUUGGUUCUACCCAGAAUGCUUCACUGGUGUUUGUCUGUCGUACUCCUCCAUCUUGAAUGUCAUCAUUAAAGGAGUUUGAAAGUCAUUAUUCUGAGCUGACGUAUUAUUUAUUUUUGGCUUGUAUGGGCCAUAUUUGAUUUGCUUUCAUUUGAGUCCAGGGGUUAAUUUAUGUAAAGCCAAAGGGCAAGUAAUAAAGUUGAAGUGAAAUAAAUUUGUAGCAGAAUCUGAUGAGAGUUGCUCAUUGAAGCAAAUGUCAAUAUCAACAUUACCUCUAACCUUUGGGUCAUUGAGGUUUUCCAUCAUUCAUGGUUCAAUAUUCAGAAGUAGGCUGUCAAAUAUAGGUUGGGGUCCAUCUUACAGCAUGGAUAAGACCAGGCUGAUGAGAUUAACCCUUUGAGCCAAUAAUUAACCCAAUACACAAUCAGAAUGAUAACAAAUCUGUCCAUGUGAAAACUGAGUCCCACUUCACCUGUGUUUAUCACAGCAACCUUAAAACCCGGGGGGGUUAAGAAAAUAAAAUCAAGAGUUAAGAAAAUAAAAUCACCUCCAGAAGCAGCAGAUUAAAAACAACAGAUGCAUUUUUAUGUUUAACUCACUAUGUGGCAAAGUCGAUCAAUAUCUCAGAUACACCUCAAAUAUAGCUUUAUCCAUAUUCUCCCAAGAACCAACCUUUGCAUGAGCAGCACACUUUAAAGCUGUGGAAACAUUAUCAAUUAUAUCUUUAACACAAUGAAGACUGUAUGUUAUUAAAAUGACCUCACAACAACAUUCAGUUUCUUAUCAGUCGAAUUCUGUGUGAUGUCGUCUCAUACAUCACUUACCACAGACCCUGCAGAUACGAGUCUGGAUUCAUUUCCUGUACAAAAGUCAAUUUGAAUACGUAAAUCUCUCUAAAACCUAAUUAAAAAGGUCCAUUAAAGAUCUGCGAUGAUUUUUAAACUCCCAGUUAAUAUUAGCCUCUUUGUUAUCUACCAGUAACUCUGCUAAAAUUCCUCAUUGUGGUAAAGUAUUUUUCAUGCAGUUGGAAAUCUACAAUUCAAGCAGUCCUGUCUGACCCACAGUUGUGUGGCUUCUCUGAAUUUGAUCCAGAUUAGUCAGUUGUGCACAACAGCGACACGACAGAGUGGAAUUACUGUUACUUUUUCUCGGAGGGCAACUGGAGCACUUGGUUGUUUUUCCUUUUUUUAUUAUGUCAGAUUUUGAAAGACAUUUUAUAGACUUGGCCUGAGUUCAA
Messenger RNA from Seriola aureovittata, 2388 nucleotides. Its product is annotated as type-4 ice-structuring protein LS-12-like. The coding region runs from base 639 to 1103 and encodes 154 amino acids. Lineage: Eukaryota; Metazoa; Chordata; Actinopteri; Carangiformes; Carangidae. Gene Ontology annotation, cellular component: extracellular region. Gene Ontology annotation, molecular function: lipid binding. The record is from RefSeq and is a predicted model, not a curated record. Gene Ontology annotation, biological process: lipoprotein metabolic process; lipid transport. The transcript is spliced from 5 exons.